Molecule: messenger RNA, 2667 nt
Organism: Pteronotus mesoamericanus
Lineage: Eukaryota; Metazoa; Chordata; Mammalia; Chiroptera; Mormoopidae
Gene: LSM14A
Product: LSM14A mRNA processing body assembly factor
Exons: 10
Coding region: 208-1599 (463 amino acids)
Biological process (GO): P-body assembly; cytoplasmic stress granule assembly
Cellular component (GO): P-body
Molecular function (GO): mRNA binding
Source: RefSeq, a predicted model, not a curated record
CCCCGCGCCGCCGCCGCUGCUGCCGCCGCCGCCGCCGCGCCGCGGCUUGAGGGCGGAAGGCUGGGGGAGGGUAGCGGAGCCGGCGCCGCCGCCAUGUUGAGUCUGAGGCGGCUGCUGUAGGCACCGACGGAGCGAGCGGGCGUGCGGAGCCGGGACCGCAGCGUGGGUUGUGCCUCUCUGCGAGCAGCCCAGAGCGGCGGCGGCGCCAUGAGUGGGGGCACCCCUUAUAUCGGCAGCAAGAUCAGCCUUAUCUCCAAGGCGGAGAUCCGCUACGAGGGCAUCCUGUACACCAUCGACACCGAGAACUCUACCGUAGCCCUCGCCAAAGUUCGGUCCUUUGGUACAGAAGACAGACCAACAGAUCGUCCAAUACCACCUCGAGAUGAAGUAUUUGAAUACAUUAUAUUCCGUGGAAGUGAUAUUAAAGACCUCACUGUUUGCGAACCACCAAAACCACAAUGUUCUUUGCCUCAAGACCCAGCUAUUGUUCAGUCUUCACUAGGCUCGUCUACUUCUUCAUUCCAGUCAGUGGGUUCCUAUGGACCUUUUGGCAGGAUGUCGACUUACAGUCAGUUCAGUCCAAGUUCAUUAGUUGGGCAGCAGUUUGGUGCUGUUGGUGUUGCUGGAAGCUCCUUGACAUCCUUUGGAACAGAAACAUCAAACAGUGGUACCUUAUCCCAAAGUAGUGCAGUUGGUUCAGCCUUUACACAGGAUACAAGAUCUGUAAAAACACAGUUAUCUCAAGGUCGUUCAAGCCCUCAGUUAGAUCCUUUGAGAAAAAGUCCUACCAUGGAACAAGCAGUACAGACCGCCUCGGCCCACUUACCUGCUCCGGCACCUGUUGGGAGAAGGAGCCCUGUAUCAACCAGGCCUUUACCAUCUACCAGCCAAAAAGCAAUAGAGAAUCAAGAGCACAGGCGAGCUGAAGUACACAAAGUUUCAAGACCAGAAAAUGAGCAACUCAGAAAUGAUAACAAGAGACAAAUAGUUCCAGGUGCUCCUUCAGCUCCAAGGAGAGGGCGUGGGGGUCAUCGAGGUGGCAGGGGACGAUUUGGUAUUCGGCGAGAUGGUCCUAUGAAAUUUGAGAAAGACUUUGACUUUGAAAGUGCAAAUGCACAAUUUAACAAGGAAGAAAUUGACAGAGAAUUUCAUAAUAAACUUAAAUUGAAAGUAGAAGAUAAACUUGAGAAACAAGAGAAGCCUGUAAAUGGCGAAGAUAAAGGAGACUCAGGAGUAGAUACUCAAAACAGUGAAGGAAAUGCAGAUGAAGAAGAUCCACUUGGACCUAAUUGCUAUUAUGACAAAACUAAAUCCUUCUUUGAUAAUAUUUCUUGUGAUGAUAAUAGAGAACGGAGACCAACCUGGGCUGAAGAAAGAAGAUUAAAUGCUGAAACAUUUGGAAUCCCACUUCGUCCAAACCGUGGCCGUGGGGGGUACAGAGGCAGAGGUCUUGGUUUCCGUGGUGGCCGAGGACGUGGUGGUGGCAGAGGUGGUACCUUCACCACCCCUCGAGGAUUCCGUGGUGGAUUCAGAGGAGGUCGUGGGGGCAGGGAGUUUGCAGAUUUUGAAUAUAGGAAAGACAACAAAGUUGCUGCAUAGUCUACAAACAAGUCUUUGAAAAUAGUUGAAUUUCUAGCCCUUCAAGGUCCUGAGAAUUGGUUUCUGUCUUUACCAAGAAUGAAGAAGUGAAUUCGCUGUAUAUUUGUCACCAGCACUGGGUUUUUGUUUGUCUGUUUGGUUGGUUUUUCUGCUUAAUUUCAAAGAUACAAUGCAGUUAUAUUGGGCAAGGGUGGGGCAGCUCAUCUUUAAAAAUGAGCAUUAAAUAUAUUUGAAAUAGCAGAAGGUUAAGUAAUUUCUUAUGUAUAGUUAAACUAAAGCAGUAAGUACUUCAGCGGAACUUAUAAAAGUAUUUUUUCAUCACUGAAAGGAUUUUUCUUAUCAUUAAAUUGUAUUUGGCAAUUAUUGCAGCUUGCCUGCAGAUAAGGCCGUGAUUCUGUGUUUUGAGCCACAGAAGGUUGUGUGUGUGUGUGUGCGCGCGCGUGUCUUUUUACCUUCCUUUCUUUCUUUUUGAAAACACUGUAACACCCUUUAGUCAAUUAAUUAGGUUGCUGGAAGGUAGAGAAUUUUGUCAGUGAACUAUGUACACACAGUAAAUACUGUUUCUUAGGCAAAGGUAACUUUUUUAUAUAGUUGUAAAAUUCCAUUAUAUUCCAUUGCCAAAGAAACAUUAAGAACUUUGUAUAGCUGUAUAAAAAGCAACUAAUUUUUUAAAGAAUAAACAUUUUAAAGUCAGCAAACAUACUGUGUCCUUGCAGAAGUUGAUGUGCUGAAGAGCAGAGAUAUGGAUGGGUCUUUUUUUCAUAGUUUUCCAGGCUUAAGAUUUUUUAUUUUCAUUUCUUUUUUAAUGUUUGGAACACAAAUGAAGAUUUGAUACAUUCUUUACAUAAAAAGGAUAAAUUACUCAUGCUCAUUGUAAGAACUUUAUAGUAAAUGGCGUAUCACAGGAUUUGUCCAAAUAAUAGAUAUUUUCAGUAUAUGAAUGUAAAUAAUCAUAGAUAAGAAUGUACUUAGCUGUAUUUUCAAAUAAUCCCCCCCCCUUUUUAAAACAAUAAAACUAGGCAUCAAUUAACCUGUCUUUCUGAUAAUGCCUGGAAUUUUGUCUGAUAA